CCAGACUAUUCCACGUUGACCACGUCAACCCCUUUGGUUUCCCGCUCCAUAUAAACCAGACAAACGCACUUCAUCUCAUAACAAUUAACAAUCUCGAAAAUGGCCAGCUUAGCGUUGAUUACGCUCUCUUCUUUGGUGAUUCUCUCCGCCAUCGGAGGCGGCUCCGCCUUGGAAUACACGGUGACCAACACCGCGGAGAACACUCCCGGCGGGGCCAAGUUCAACACCGACGUUGGCGCGCAAUACAGCCGGGAAACACUAGAUGCCGCCACCAAUUUCAUAUGGGGUAUCUUCCAGCAGACUAACCCCGCCGACAGGAAAUCCGUCGCCAGAGUUAGCUUGUUCAUCGACGACAUGGAUGGCGUUGCCUAUGCUAAUUCCAACAACGAAAUCCAUGUCAGCGCCAGGUACAUCAACGGUUUGUCCGGCGACGUGAGGAGGGAGAUAACGGGCGUGCUGUACCAUGAGAUGACACACGUGUGGCAGUGGAACGGGAGCGGCCAAGCUCCGGUACUUCUGAUUGAAGGAAUAGCGGACUUUGUGAGGCUCAAGGCGGGAUACGCGCCGGCACACUGGGUGGGCCCCGGUGGGGGAGACCGGUGGGAUCAGGGCUACGACGUCACGGCGAGGUUCCUCGACUACUGCGACGGGCUGAGGAGUGGCAGCUUUGUGGCGGAGCUGAACAAGAAGAUGAGAGGCGGUUAUAGUCCGAUCUUCUUUCAGGAGUUGCUUGGAAAAUCUGUCGACACGCUCUGGGCAGAUUAUAAAGCUAGCACCUAAUUCUUCUCACCUACACAUGCAUAUACUACAAUAUUCAAAUAAGGCUAGGCUCCCUCCCAUCCCAUUUUGUAACACUCCAUUGAAUUUUACGUUUCAUGUAUUUCUAUUUUAAAACAACUUUGAUACAAAAUAAUUUUUAUUUUAUAUCACAAUAAA
Messenger RNA from Salvia miltiorrhiza (redroot sage), 936 nucleotides. RefSeq lists its product as uncharacterized. The coding region runs from base 100 to 780 and encodes 226 amino acids. The transcript has a single exon. Lineage: Eukaryota; Viridiplantae; Streptophyta; Magnoliopsida; Lamiales; Lamiaceae. The record is from RefSeq and is a predicted model, not a curated record.